CCACACAUUAAAGAGGAACAGGAAGACCCAGAGCCCCUACACAUUAAAGAGGAACAGGAGGGAGAGCAGGGAUGUCUGGAGGAGGCUGGUAUCAAGUUCUCAUUAACUCCUGUGAAGAGUGAAGAUGAUGAAGAGGAAGCUCAGUCUUCUCAGCUUCAUCAAAGACAAACUGAACAGAUGGAAACAGAAGCUCAUGGAGAGGAUUCUGGAAGACCAGAACCAGACAGGAACUCCGAUCCACAUAGACCUCCAGAACCAGAUAUUGAUGACAAGGCUGGAGACUCUUCUGAACCUGAGACUGAUGUCAGUGAUGAUUUGAAGGAGACCAGAGAACCUCAGUCAGGUUUAAACUCUCUGAAUAAUGAGGAAGUUAAUGUCAGUGACUCAAAAUGUAGUUCUGGUGAGAAACCAUUAGGCUGCUCUGAAUGUGGGGAAAGAUUUCACCUCAAGGGAGAUUUGAAGGAACACAUGAGAAUCCACACAAGAGAGAAAAUGUUCAAAUGCUCAGUCUGUGAAAAAAGCUUUAAGCGCAAAUCACGUCUGAAGAGACACAUGAUGGUUCAUACAGGAGAGAAACCUUUCAGCUGCUCAGAGUGUGGGAAAGGUUUUACUGAAAGUGGUGGUCUGAAGACACACAUGAGAAGCCACACAGGAGAGAAACCUUUCAGCUGUUCAGUCUGUAAAAAAUCUUUUAAACACAGUGCAAGUGUACAGAGACACAUGGUAAUUCACACGGGAGAAAAACCUUUCAUCUGCUCACUCUGUAAUAUAUCGUUUUCAUAUAGGGGAGUUUUACAGAUACACAUGAGAUGUCACACAGGAGAGAACCCUUUCAACUGUUCAGUCUGUAAAAAAUCUUUUAUACAAAGGGGAUCUUUGCAGACACACAUGUUAACUCACACAGGAGAGAAACCGUAUUGCUGCUCAGUCUGUAAAAAAUCUUUUAUAAAGAGGGGAUCUUUGCAGACACACAUGUUAACUCACACAGGAGAGAAACCGUAUAGCUGCUCAGAGUGUGGUAAAGGUUUCACUGAAGGUGGAGGUCUGAAGAGACACAUAUUAAUCCACACAGGAGAGAAACCUUUCAGCUGCUCAGUCUGUAAUAAAGCUUUUUCACAGCAAUCAUCUUUACAGACACACAUGCUAAUCCACACAGGAGAGAAACCAUAUCGCUGCUCAGAGUGUGGUAAAGGUUUCACUGGAAGUGGAGGUUUGAAGAGACACAUAAAAAUCCACACAGGAGAGAAACCUUUCAGCUGCUCAGUCUGUAAGAAAUAUUUUACACGGAGGGGAGAUUUAAAGAAACACACGUUAACGCACUCAGGAGAGAAACCAUUCAGCUGCUCAGUCUGCAAGAAAUCUUUUACACAGAGGGGUGAUUUAAAGAAACACAUGUUAACUCACACAGGAGAGAAACCCUUCAGCUGCUCAGAGUGUGAUAGAGGUUUCACGAACAGACACCAUCUGAAGAGACACAUGAGACUUCAUACAGGAGAUAACUCCCUUUAGAUGUUUUGGUAAAGUUGACAUUAAUUCCACUCUCUCACUUGUAAAUAAGACCUUGAGAUACUGGAUCUCCCUCGCUUGGGGUAGUGACUCACCUCGAACUGGGAGGAGUCUAUCCACCGAUCUCCUUCAGAGAACCAUGGCCUCAGACUCAGAGGUCCUGACUCAUCCUGACUGCUGCCCACUGGGCUGACAGAGCGUGGUCACGGUCCUAAGCAGGAGAAACUCUGCUGAACAAGUCACAAUUAUUGUCCUGGCAACGGGGACGCAGUCUAGGACUGUUUUUAUUUGUUUUUUUUCUACAUUUUUUACAAUUUAACAUUCAUUUUAAUUAUUUUUAA
Messenger RNA from Cyclopterus lumpus (lumpfish), 1847 nucleotides. RefSeq names its product gastrula zinc finger protein XlCGF57.1-like. Gene Ontology annotation, molecular function: RNA polymerase II cis-regulatory region sequence-specific DNA binding; DNA-binding transcription factor activity, RNA polymerase II-specific. Gene Ontology annotation, biological process: regulation of transcription by RNA polymerase II. The annotation marks the transcript as partial. NCBI's taxonomy places the organism in Eukaryota, Metazoa, Chordata, Actinopteri, Perciformes, Cyclopteridae. Gene Ontology annotation, cellular component: nucleus. The record is from RefSeq and is a predicted model, not a curated record. The transcript has a single exon.